Messenger RNA from Ipomoea triloba (trilobed morning glory), 909 nucleotides. Its product is annotated as acyl-coenzyme A thioesterase 13-like. The record is from RefSeq and is a predicted model, not a curated record. Gene Ontology annotation, molecular function: fatty acyl-CoA hydrolase activity. The coding region runs from base 118 to 591 and encodes 157 amino acids. The transcript is spliced from 3 exons. NCBI's taxonomy places the organism in Eukaryota, Viridiplantae, Streptophyta, Magnoliopsida, Solanales, Convolvulaceae.
AUGUGGUUGCAGAAAGGCAUCCCACAGGCCGCAGUAAACACCUAAUUUCUGUACCUGAAACCUGACGGCUGCGGAAAUCUUCUGAUGUUUUAAAUUCAGCUAAAUCGAGGAAAGAAGAUGGACUUAUUGGAAUCAGUAAAGCGAUUCUUGGAGGACGAAGAUGGAGAAAAUGAGUCCACAAUCGAUUCCUUGCCUGCGAAAUUCAUCGAGCCUAUUGUCGGGCAGGGGCUCAAGGUCGACCUGGUUGAGCGCGGCCGCCUUAUCUGCUCUCUGAAAGUUCCCCCGCGCCUUGUGGAUGACAGCAACAGAUUGCACGGCGGAGCCAUGGCGACGCUGCUUGACCUUCUGAGUUCGACGGUUUUUCACACUGUUGAAUUGGGGACUUUUCAUUCCGGGGUAUCCGUCGAGAUCAACAUUUCCUUUGUCGAUGUUGCUGUUCUUGGUGAGGAAAUCGAGAUAGAUUCGAAAGUAUUAAGCGUUGGGAAGAUGAUAUGUGUUGCGAGUGUGGAGUUGAGGAAGAAAGAGACGGGGAAGAUAAUUGCUCAAGGACGUCACACUAAAUACUUGGGCAUUGGCAGCAGUAAGCUUUGAACUUGUUCAACUAUUUGCUUUCUCCAUAACUCCAUUUUCCCCUAUUUUUAGCUGUUUAAUUUGGGUGAACUGGGCAGAAAGGGAUAUACAAAAAUUGUGGGAUUUGCAAGCCUGUGGUGUUGGAGAAAUAUAUAUACAGAAAUGUGGGAAUGAAAAUAGUAUGUAAGACCUGUUUAAUUAUGAUGAAACUAUGUUCAAAAAAAAAAAAUUAUGAUGAAACUUGUUCAUAUGCUCUUCAUGGGAGCACUCUAUUCACUCCUAUAACUCUAUAAGGAGUCAUUGAUGAACAGUUGAAUGAAGAGGAGAAACAUUGGACCA